AAUUGUCAUGUGAUAGCAAAGAGGUGGCACAUUAAUGGAGCGCCUCUACAGGGGUCUUUUCUGCUCAUGUCACUACAUAAAACUAUCAGAUGGUUAGAGGAAGGCCAUGGAGGCAUCCACUUAGCUCGUCUUAUCAAGGACGCCAGAUGAAGUCUAUUCAGCUCUGCUAGCGGGACAAGCUGACUUACUUUGCGAGAAAGACUUACAGCAGCCGUCACUCCAUAAAUGUGCACCGUCCGCCCGCCUGCACACCGCAGAGGCGCAAGACCUGGCCGUUUUACGCGCAACGCAACUCCAGCACUGCCGGUGCUGAAACUUUCCUCGGCGGUUGUUUUCAUGAAGAGCGGCAAACCUUCGCCAAGGAAUUAAGGGAGACUACUUUUUUAUUGCUUUUCUGAAAAUAUCGAGGAUGCCUCGCCCAGGGAGAAACACGUACAGCGACCAGAAGCCACCUUACUCCUACAUCUCCCUCACUGCCAUGGCGAUCCAGAGCUGCCCAGAGAAGAUGCUGCCUCUCAGUGAAAUUUACAAGUUCAUCAUGGAUAGAUUCCCUUAUUAUAGAGAAAACACCCAGCGGUGGCAGAACUCCCUGCGACACAACCUGUCCUUCAACGACUGUUUCAUUAAGAUCCCCCGGCGCCCAGAUCAGCCAGGUAAGGGCAGUUUCUGGGCUCUGCACCCCAGCUGCGGGGACAUGUUUGAGAAUGGAAGUUUCUUGAGGCGCCGCAAAAGGUUCAAAGUGUUGACUUCAUCCGAUCAUUUGGCCCCGAGUAAGCAGUCGGAUGCUGCCCAUUACCUCCAGCAGCAAGCCAAACUGAGACUGAGCGCCCUGGCAGCAACUGGCACACACCUUCCCCAAAUGUCAACGUACAACCUCGGAGUGUCUCAGUCCUCAACUUUUAAGCAUCCCUUCGCCAUCGAGAACAUCAUCGCCAGAGAGUACAAGGUCCCGGGGAGUCUGGCGUUCUCCACCAUGCAGUCCAUGUCUGCCGGGUACCCGCUCCACAACCAGCUGACGACAGCCUGGCCCCACAUGUACAACACCAGCGUGAUUGACACGGCGGCGCCAAUCUCCAUGGCAAGCAGCGACUACAGUGCCUAUGGCGUGCCCCUCAAGUCCCUGUGUCACGGGGGACAGUCGUUACCGGCUAUUCCUGUGCCAAUCAAGCCCACCCCGACCUCCAUGGCCGGUUUCUCGGCGUUACCUCCACACAUCCCCGCGUUUCUAUCAAACUCUCCGCAGUCUCUGAGCCCGACGUCCCCACAGACAGCGACGAGCCAAAGCAGCCCAGCAACCCCGAGCGAGACUCUGACGAGCCCGUCCACACUGCAGUCUGUGGCUGUGCACUGACCGGCUGAACUCUCCCCAUGAGAACGAACUGCUGGCCCCUUUACCAAUCCCAAAGUUUAUAUUUUCUGUCGUCGGAAACUAUCAAGGCGAGUUGCAGUUGCAUAUCGAAUUAUUUGUGUAUGUGUUGAAUGUGUCGCUUUAAAAUUGUGUCAUAGAAGUCCAGCACAGAAUCGCACAGCGAAGUAUUGCUCUUGAAAAUAUAAAUUAUUUGAUAGUUCUAUUUUUCAGUUUAUUGUGAAAUAUGAGUGUUGAAAUUUGGAGCCACUGAUGGGGAUCCGGGGGGACACCAUUUGUUUUUGGCACCAUCGACUCUGAUUUGAAAUGCUUGCAAAAUUCCCGUGGCAGUUUUUCUUUUUCCUCCAGUUUUUAUCAAAUAGCAAAACUUUUGCACCGUUUCUGUGUGACCACUGUAAUGUCAAUGAAAUUGCGAGGCAAUGGCUCUGUGUUUAUGUUUGCUUUUUUAAAAAUACUGGAAUGAUGGAUAAGGGUAUACCAAAUAGGACUAGGAAUUAGAUUUGUUCUUACCAUCCCUGUACAAAAAAAAGAGACAAGCAAAACGAGUCAAAUCUUUUUCAAAAAAUGGAAAAGUAGUAUUGUGAGACGUCCUCAAAAUGCAAGAUGUGAAUAUUGCAAAUAACUGAUACUGAAAUGUUGUAAAAUGCACUUUUUAGUUUUAUGUUUUUAGAUAUCUAUUUUCCAGAAAAAUGUUCUGUGAAGCAUUUAAUUUAAAAGGCUGUGGUGACCAUGUGUAUCAGAUGCUGUAAAUUUGUAUUUUUGUUUCUUUUAUUUUUUAGGGUAAAAGCAUGCAUUUUUAAAAAUUUGUGUUGGUACUGUUGUUGUUAUUGUUGUUGUUUUGUUUUGUUAAAAAUUUUUUUUGCAAGCAUGCGUGCUUUUGAAAAGUGUGCAAACAGUCUGCAAUGAAUUGGAACAAAAAAAUGGUCAUCGAAAUAUUUUCUCAUUAAAAGUGAAGUAAACAAUCAAAAAUGUUUCUGAAGAUUUAAUCAAAGACAGUGCCACAUUAUUAUUAUUAUUAUUAUUAUUAUUAUUAUUAUUAUUAUUAUUAUGUCUCAGAUAGGCAGAUUUUUUUCGGAAAUAAUUUAAAAUUCGCACAAUGAUAAUAAUAAUAACAAUAAUAACAAUUAUAAUAAUAAUAAUAAUAAUAAUGAUAACACUAUGGUUUGUCUUGUAUCCGGACCUGUAUGAUUCCAGAGUGUGAGAGUUGCAGAGCAGCAGUGGGGAGAGAAAUGAAUCGUGCAGUCGAUUAGGAUGCAUGGAGUUGCGAUGCCAUGGUCACAGCGCAGACAACUGGGCUCAUUCAUCAAGCUGUAGGCUAAACACAAUUAAGCCCAACAAUAAACAUUUAGAAAAGCUGCACACAGUGUCCGAAUUAAUGUUAAAGUGCAUAUUUUCGUCCUCAAAUGUCACAGAGGGCAAUUAAACAAGUGUCAUGUUUUUUUUUUCUCGACUGUUUCCACCUAUUUCCUUCCCUAUCUGUAGGAACUUAAUUCAACAGGUUUUAUAAAUACAGGCGGAUAAAUAUCUCCAAAAUGCAAAUGACAUUAUUUUAUUCUUUUAUUCGUUUCCAGAAUUAAAAAAAGAAAAAAAUAACGCGCUCUCUCUGCCUCCCUCCUAUAGAAAGCUGCAGCCCAUUUCGGGGUAUUAAACAAAUACAUUAGAAUUCCGUCACUUUAUGCAAUCGAGUAGAUCAAAUAAAGGGUCUCGGGCCACUUCAUUCUCCCUCAUUCACUUGAAUUGAAAGUGCAAAGAAUAGCAAACUUAGACUGGGCCACCAAUGUAGAUUUAGCCUUUUUUCAGCGAGACAAAAAGACUGAUUUUUCACAAACACAUUGCUGACUGGGGAACUAGGAAACGAGCUGCAAGACCCUUUUGGAAUUUAAAUCCACCCCUCCCCCAUGGACUGUUUGGACAACAGUGUUAGUUUUUUUUCUUCCUCUUCAUCUUCUUCUUCUUCUCCCCACUUUGUGCAUUUGUGUGUGUAACAUUAAUUCUGACUCUGGAUGAUUAAAUGUAUUGAAUCUUCAACUGGCAGAUUACAAGCUUUAAUUUUAAUUCACUUUUUUUCUCUCCCUUAAACCACAUUAACAAACACACAUUUUCCAUUGAGCACAUUAAAGCAAUGAAAUCCAGCAUCUGAAAAGGAAACCUGUAACAGUAUAUAUAUUUACAACACAUUUAUACUUGUGCAAUUUUUUUUUGUAUUCAUUGGUCUGAUUUUGGUGUGUAUUGCACUGUUAUAAAUAAAAAUGUUAAUGUAAAAUAUGUAGAUGGAUGUCUGAAAAGAGCUUUUGUGAAUUCCUUGUAAAGUCAUCCAAGAAUGUGAAAUGUAAAAGUAACCAAAAAGUUUUCAUUUAAAUAGAAAUGCAAUAUCUAAACUGCAACAUCCUGUCAUCCUUUAAUUAUGUUUUAAGACACAAUGCACACAAGCUUACAGAAAUGCUGCACAGAAAGGGUGUUGUUUUGCUGCUGGCACUCGGUUUCAUCACUAAUAAAUAAACACCUUCAGCUUUUCCUGUACAAAACAUUUAAAUGAGCAAAUAAACUGAGCUCCUAAGAGAGAACGUGAAGCUGCAGGUAACAGGUGGGACACAGAGGGAACACAUGUUAGACCACCUUGCCAGGACACUCAUGUGACACCUGACCGUCAUGCGAUUUAAAUAAUAGUGUUGCUUUUUUUCCCUGAAUAAAACCCUUAAACAAUGUUUCU
Messenger RNA from Epinephelus moara (kelp grouper), 4076 nucleotides. It is a transcript of the gene foxb1a, whose product is annotated as forkhead box B1a. The transcript has a single exon. Lineage: Eukaryota; Metazoa; Chordata; Actinopteri; Perciformes; Serranidae. Bases 410 to 1351 code for a protein of 313 amino acids. Gene Ontology annotation, biological process: cell differentiation; anatomical structure morphogenesis; regulation of transcription by RNA polymerase II. Gene Ontology annotation, molecular function: RNA polymerase II cis-regulatory region sequence-specific DNA binding; DNA-binding transcription factor activity, RNA polymerase II-specific. The record is from RefSeq and is a predicted model, not a curated record.